Molecule: messenger RNA, 387 nt
Organism: Clunio marinus
Lineage: Eukaryota; Metazoa; Arthropoda; Insecta; Diptera; Chironomidae
Source: the annotation of a GenBank genome assembly
AUGUACCCAAAUUUUCCAUUAGGAGUGGAACUUCGACAUUUUAUAAACAUAAAAAAUGACGUCAUGAUGGCUUCUUCUUCACAUAUGUACUUGAAUGAAACUUUACAAAUGGAUGAUGAUAAAAAUAUGUGCAGAACGGCAUUAACAUCAAAUAAAUAUUUUUCGUGUUCUCAUUCGGUUUGGAUCGUUCGAAGCCAACGGCGUGACAAUGGCGAUAAGAAGAAAGUUAGUUAUAAUAGCUAUACAAGCUUUGAAGGAGAUGAUGAUGAAGAAGGAGUCAUUUUGGGCUUUCUCAUUUGCAUGCAAGGAUCUUUUAUUUUUAUAUAUGUUAUGCCUGAUGGCAUGCUACUUAGACAGACGACAGUGAUUUCCCAUUUGAAAUAUUAA